Messenger RNA from Elaeis guineensis (African oil palm), 1658 nucleotides. Its product is annotated as geranylgeranyl pyrophosphate synthase 7, chloroplastic. Gene Ontology annotation, molecular function: geranylgeranyl diphosphate synthase activity. Lineage: Eukaryota; Viridiplantae; Streptophyta; Magnoliopsida; Arecales; Arecaceae. Gene Ontology annotation, biological process: isoprenoid biosynthetic process. The record is from RefSeq and is a predicted model, not a curated record.
ACCUUAUAAAAAGAUAACGAACGGGGAAGCCUAUCUGCCCACUUUAUCUCCUUCCAUGUUCCUCCCUCUUCCCCCCUCUUUCCUUAUCCAGCCCCGCAACCAUUCCUAAACCAUAGGCCAUACUUAUCCCCUAACCAAUACCUGGAAUAAAUUCUCCCAAUCCUUCGUCUCCGAACGAUCACAAGAAGUGGCCGCAAAUCCAUUCCGCUCCACCACCUGCAAUUCUCUAUCAGCAAUAAGAAAGGAACAAGAAAAGACGAAGAAUACCAAAAUGACUUCCUUCGCUCAUUUCCUCUGCAGCCCGGUGGGCUCCUGGGCCCACCUCUCCACCCGCUCUUCCUCCUUCCUCUCCCCGUCCCUCCCGUCCCCGCCCUCCUCCGCCUCCGCCUCCGCCCCCUCCACCCGCCGCCGCCGCCCCGCCCGUGCGGCGAUGGAGGUCAACGCCGCCGCCUCCGCCGCGGCGCCGUCGGCUGUGGAGUUCAACUUCAAGGGGUACAUGCUCCAGAAGGCCGCCGCUGUGAACCAGGCCCUCGACGCCGUCGUUCCCCUCGUUUACCCCGAGCGGAUCCACGAGGCGAUGCGCUACUCCCUCCUCGGCGGCGGCAAGCGCGUCCGCCCCGUCCUCUGCCUCGCCGCCUGCGAGAUCGUCGGCGGCCGCGAGCGCCAGGCGAUGCCCCCCGCUACCGCCCUGGAGAUGAUCCACACCAUGUCCCUUAUCCACGACGACCUCCCGUGCAUGGACAACGACGAUCUCCGCCGCGGCCAGCCUACCAACCACUGCGUCUUUGGCGAGCCCCUUGCCGUCCUCGCCGGCGACGCCCUCCUGGCCCUCGCCUUUGGCCGUCUCGCGGACCCCGCCUCCUACCCCGCUGACGACCCCGUCCCCCCCGCCCGUGUUGUCCGCGCCGUCGGGGAGCUCUCCCACUGCAUCGGGGCCGAGGGCCUGGUCGCGGGCCAGGUGGUCGACAUGGAGUCCACGGGGCUGGGAAUCCCGGUCGGCCUCGACCGGCUCGAGUUCAUCCACCUCCACAAGACCGCCGCCCUUCUGGAGGCCUCGGUGGUGAUCGGAGCGAUUGUCGGCGGGGGAUCUGACAAUCAGAUCGAGCGUUUAAGGCGCUAUGCUAGGUGUGUUGGACUGCUAUUCCAAGUGGUGGAUGACAUCCUCGAUGUGACCAAGUCGUCGCAGGAGCUCGGGAAGACGGCCGGGAAGGACCUGGCCAGCGAUAAGACCACUUAUCCCAAGCUCAUGGGGCUGGAGAAGUCGAGAGAAUUCGCCGAGGAGCUGCUCAAGGAUGCAAAGGAUCAGCUUUCGGAGUUUGAUCCCAUAAAGGCGGCACCUUUGCUUCAUUUGGCCGAUUACAUCGCCCACCGACAGAAGUAGAGUAGUCACAGAAGUAGCCACAUAUGGGAUUGUGGUUCUAUCAGUGGUAGCAACCUUCUUCUCCUCUUUCUCCUCUCGAUUACAGGUCAAUGUUCUGUUGUUGUUUAAUCUUCAUACUUAUAUUUGCAAUUUUCUUUCGGAGAUGUAUUGGAAUUUGAUAAUUUAUGGCAUGUUCUCUGGUGAUUGGCAUGUUGAUAUUACCAUCAAUGCAGGGAGCCGACAUCCAAAUCAAGCUACUUGCUGGUCAUACAAAUAUGUCUGCGAUUAUUUCAUAGAA